Messenger RNA from Trypanosoma conorhini, 1101 nucleotides. RefSeq lists its product as uncharacterized. The transcript has a single exon. The record is from RefSeq and is a predicted model, not a curated record. Bases 1 to 1101 code for a protein of 366 amino acids. NCBI's taxonomy places the organism in Eukaryota, Euglenozoa, Kinetoplastea, Trypanosomatida, Trypanosomatidae.
AUGACCGCGGUGUGGAAGCAGAACGCGCUAUUUCGGACCCUGGCGUUUUUAGAUGUUGUGGGUCUGCAGCCCUUCUCGGUCCUGAGCGACCUCACCAGCGACGGGGAGUUCGUCGAUGCGGGGCGCAUCUUUGACGCCGGCAGCGCCAUCCAUGGCGUCUUGUCGAGUGGACUUAACGCCUUCCGCGCUAACAUCACACGCCUCUUCUUGGACGAGGAGGAACGGGAGCAAUUGCUUCGGCUAGUAGGAAGUUCGGCGGAGUCGUCCUCGGCAUUUAGCCGAGGUGUACUUGUACCGCCCUCGCUUGGGGCGUUUGUUGAAGUUGUGGAGAGUGAGCUGCCAAUGUGGGCCCUUCUGCGCAUCAAGGAGGCAUUUGCACUGACGGACGGGACAACGACACUGUCGGAGCAGUUUCUUAUUGACGCCCUUGACAACUGGAUGGGUCAAAGAGCCCCGAGGGAAAACGACGCUCUCGUGCUGGCGUGCGGGGUGCAGCCGGCGGUGCUGGAGGCUGCGCGUGCACGAGGUGAGGAACUUCCACAUGCCGUCGAGGACUUUAUCAUCGACGUCGUGUUUCCAGCUCCACCGUCGGUCGAUGGGGGGCAGAAGGGGAAGACCUGCGUGCUCGAUUGGUUGAUCGCCUCCUACGAGAAGUGUUACGAGGCGGUCGAUGUCGACGACGACGACGAGGAGGAGGAGGAAGCGUCCCUGGGAGCGUCUCCCAAGAAGAAAAUGCGGAUAGAAGAAAGUGGCGGGGAGGAGUUUCUCACGGCGGAGAACCUCGACCAGUUCAUGCGGGAGCGGCCCUCCGCUGUCCCGAGGGAAAUCCUGCGCGAGCGACGACGAUCCCUCCAGGACCCGGCCAUCACGAAGUUUGAGCUGCAAAACCACUACGCUGCAACUGAGCUCGUGGGGUUCGUCAAGGCGGAAUUGGGGGAGCGGCGACGAUUGAAGAAGGCUGAUUGCGUUCGUGCGAUUCUAAAGCAUCACAACUCAACGACAGCGGCAACCAUGCCCAAAGAAGAAAGGAAGGAAAAUGCGUGCCAAAAAGACAGCAAAGAAGGGCAAUGGAUACAUGGUGAAGAACCGAGCGUUGUGUGA